Molecule: messenger RNA, 2651 nt
Organism: Dalotia coriaria
Lineage: Eukaryota; Metazoa; Arthropoda; Insecta; Coleoptera; Staphylinidae
Gene: be
Product: ben
Exons: 5
Coding region: 183-2375 (730 amino acids)
Source: RefSeq, a predicted model, not a curated record
UUCAGACCUGCUCAGUCAGUUCGUCAGUGCGCGCGGCCGCGCACCUCGGGCUUUUUACAUUACAUUACAUGAUAUUUAGACUUAGAAAAAAAAUUAGAAUUCAAAGUUUGUGCUGUGUUUUUAAUCAGUGUUGUGAUGCGAUGCGGAGGUCGAGGGCAAAGUGCGAAUAAUGUGCGCGCAAGAUGACGCCCUUGCAGCGGACUGCCAGCCGCCGCUCGGCGGUGGAGGCGGCGGUGCGUGUGUGUAUAUGUCUACUGAUCGUCUGGACGUCGGCGACGAGUGCCAUCAGCGUGCAGCGCAGGGAUAAUUAUAAAUUAUGCGAAGUGCGCGGAUGCAACUGCACCGCGCAGACGGCGUGGUUGAUCAUCAACUGCACAUUCGACUCCGAUCAAAAUGUCGAUGUGUACAAAAAUUCAAUCCCUCCGAAUACAAUGGAGUUAAACAUCGUCGGCGGCAAGCUGCUCACCAUCCACGAGCUGAGUUUCCGCGAACUCAGCGGGUUCGGCCUGCUCUCCAUCGACGGCACCAAGAUGGUCGUCCUAAAAGAACAGGCAUUCGACAACAUUCGCUCCGAGUCCGUACUGGACGUGCGCGUCAACGGCUGCAAUUAUUUGCUCUUAGAAGCGAGAGCAUUCAAGAACAUGCUGACGUCGAUCAGAUGCGAAAUUUCCCGCUGCGAAGAGGUCGAGAUACGCAAUGGAGUUUUCGGCCGCCUGCAAGAGAUCAAACUCACGCAUGUCAAAGGACUUAACCUGGCUGAAGGGGCGUUUCUAUUUGAGAAUCAGACAGAGCGAGGGCGGCAUGGUAUUGUAACAAAUAUUUCAUUCCACAAUGUGACAAUACCAAACCUACCACGUCGAGCUUUCGUCUCUGCAUUAUCAUCCAUAGAGAUAACCAAUUGCCAUGUGGAACGCAUCUCUUCGGAGGCGUUCGCCGCCAACGAAAUCAGCGCCAUCUCUAUCGCCAACUCAUACGUCGGCAAAUUAAGCUCGGGGGCUUUCAGUCAGCGAACGCUGAUUAAAUUCUUCCUGUUACGGAACUGUAGCGUUGACUCACUGGAAAGUCAAGCCAUCAUGGCGGCCAUAAGCAACAUAACCGUUGAAUUUUCAUCGAUAAAACAAAUCAACACUGGAGCUAUCAACUGUUCCGUGACGGCAAACAUAAUCGUCAGCAAUAACAAACUAACCACGCUCUCACCGCAUAGCCUAGUUUUCCGUGAUUGGAACACAGUAAUGAUGGAGUCUAAUAUCAUUCAACAUCUGCAAGCCGCCUUCCUCUCCGUGCCGUUCAACGACGACAUCGUGCGCUUUUCCUUCAGCGGUAAUGAAAUCCACGACGUCGAACCGCACGCCUUUGAUUCCAUCCCAGAGUUACAGCAUCGUGUCGUCCAUUUCCGGUUCGACGACAACAGUUUCCACGAAGACUGUCGAUGCCACAUGGACGAGUGGAUGUCCACAUUGAUGGGCGGUAAGACAGAUGUGGAAGCAGCGCUUAAAUCCAGUUAUUGUAAAGUGAACCAUGUGAUCGCUACAUGUUUCAAGAUCCAAGAGGAUCUUAUCAGCAUGGCUAACUUUACAACACUGGUAUGCGGACCGGAACAAAACAUAAGCUGCGAGCCAUAUCAAGGUGUAACGAAAACAAUUAGCAACAGUACAUUCAUCCAAGAAGAAAAAGACCCCCAUAAAGUAACCUAUAUCCUACUCAUCGUUGGACUUGUAGUGUUGGCUUUAUCAGGAACGAUUAUAAUCAUUAUAAUCAGAGGCGGACUAUGGCUGCGGAAUAAAGGAUAUUGUGUACGGUUUAAGUACCAAGGGGAUGAUACCCAACACGAAGAUGAGGGUGCGAUGGUCGAAGAGGACACCCGCAUUGAUUAUCCAGAAUUGACCAAUGAACUGCUCCUGGAACUACGUGAGCAACUCAAGAAUCCGGAAACUCACGACAAAGCCAGAGACCUCAUCGAAAUCUUAUACGAACGAUUUGUCAUUGAAGAAUCCUACACGAACAACAAUCGACAGGACGAAGAGGCCCACUUGUACGAAGAACUAGGCAACAUGCCAAAUCGAGCACCUCAACGUCCUGCCUUGGCUCCAACACCGCUCGACACCGACGACUUCCUCAAAGUCAUGGAGGAGAAAAUAAAACUACCGUUGAUCGAUGCCGAUUAUCAGCCAUGUCAGCCGCCGGUGGUGCAGCAACAGUACUCUGAACCGGCGGAUGCCGCCGUUCACGUCUACUCCGAACUGAAGAACAAAAGCGAAGCGGAUAACACAAACACACUUGCUUCCAAUGGCACCAAUCGAAGUGGCAAGAUGGCGUUGCGGCCACUUCCGGAUAAACCCGGCGAAGCAGGCCCCAGCAAUCGAAGUAAAUACUGAUUGGCCGAAUGUCCAUGAUCUCGUGAUAUAUUAUGAGGGAAUUCUAUAAUUGUGAAACUACAGGAAUGUUGUUAAUGUCGAAACGAUAUGAAGCGGCACGAGUGUGAGCGUGCGUUACUGUGAUAAUUAUAAAUGAGUAAUAACUGUACACUAAUCUAAAUUAAUUGUAAAUACUGCGACCGUUUCUGUACAUAUUGGUAUUAUUUUCAAUAUGUGCAACAUUUUAAUGUGCUAUAUACGUUAAUAAUCGCUUGAUAUUAAAAUUGUAAUACGUAA